AUGGAUUUUUGUACAUCUCGGGGUGACCAUGCCCCAUCACCCGAAAACAACACACAUCUUGCACCACCACGUCGCAAGAUCAUCGUUGCUUUCACAGGCGCGACAGGAUCAAUCUUGGGAAUCCAAACACUCAUUGCCUUGCGCCGUCUCAAUGUCGAAACGCACCUCAUUAUCUCCAAGUGGGCAGAAGCUACUAUCAAAUACGAGACCGACUACACCAUUCUCAACAUCCGGGCCCUUGCCGACCAUGUCUAUAAUAUCAACGAUAUGUCUGCUCGAAUAGCGAGUGGAUCCUUUCGAGUGGAUGGAAUGACUGUCGUCCCAUGUAGUGUGAAAACGCUUGCCUCGAUCAACUCAGGCAUCUGUGACGACCUCAUCUCCCGUGCUGCCGACGUGAUAUUGAAAGAACGGCGGAGGCUGGUUCUUGCAGUAAGGGAAACGCCACUGAGCACAAUUCACUUGCAAAACAUGCUUUCCGUGACACAAGCUGGCGCUAUUAUUUUCCCACCGGUACCAGCAUUCUACAUCAAGCCAUCCUCGGUGGAAGACUUGAUCAAUCACAGUGUCGGGAGGAUGUUGGACCUUUUUGACCUCGAUACGGCUGCUUUUGAGAGAUGGGAAGGGUGGAAAAAGAAGUGA
Penicillium manginii is the source of this 639-nucleotide messenger RNA. Its product is annotated as UbiX family flavin prenyltransferase. Gene Ontology annotation, molecular function: carboxy-lyase activity. Bases 1 to 639 code for a protein of 212 amino acids. NCBI's taxonomy places the organism in Eukaryota, Fungi, Ascomycota, Eurotiomycetes, Eurotiales, Aspergillaceae. The record is from RefSeq and is a predicted model, not a curated record. The transcript has a single exon.